Molecule: messenger RNA, 1603 nt
Organism: Alexandromys fortis (reed vole)
Lineage: Eukaryota; Metazoa; Chordata; Mammalia; Rodentia; Cricetidae
Gene: Tulp2
Product: TUB like protein 2
Exons: 12
Coding region: 131-1603 (490 amino acids)
Biological process (GO): protein localization to cilium
Cellular component (GO): cilium
Source: RefSeq, a predicted model, not a curated record
GUUUCAGGAAAAUGAACCAUGGAAGAAAGAGACCUUGGAGGAUGAAUUCUCGGGUGUAAGGCUGCAGAAGCUGGAACAACAGCGGCAGCUAUUUAAGAAGAAACAGCGCAGGAAGCGCCAGGAACCCCUCAUGGUUCAGGCCAAUCCUGAUGCUUCCCUGAGGCACCGGCGACGGAGGCGUGGGGACGAUCGCUUCCAGAGUGACAGCGGCUGGGGACUCGGCACUGGGAGUCCUCUCCUCCAGAAGAACACAGCACAGACACACCUGCCCUCCGGGGCCCACAAUGCCCUGGCCACCAUGAACUAUGGUGGAGAUGGUAGUGGCGAGAGGGCCCCUCUAUUGUCACACAGAGGAGCAGUGUACACGCGGGGCACUGGUGCUGCAUUCCACUACCUACGCUGGCUCCCAGACAGCUCGGAUUCAGAUGUGGAGGAAGUGAGCAUGGAGGACAUCCCUGUCAUCCCCCCACCUCCCAAGACACAUAUGGCAAACCGUCGCAGGGGCUGGCUAGCCUCCCCAGGACCUGGUAAUUUCAGGGACAGGGGAGCAGGGCAGCUGCUACGCAGUGCCCGGCGACCUCGCUGGCAUGUUCUGGCAGGUACUCUGGAUUUAUGUGUCCUAGAGAAGGACCUCACGCAGAUUAUCCAACAGGUCUGUGGAGCUGAUGAAAUUGAUGAAGACCUGGAGAAGAAAGAGGCUUCGGAGUCUACGGGGACAAACAACGCCCCAGUGGUGCCCAAGGUCUUGCAAGGCAAUGGCGACACCAGCAGCCACAAUUCUUGGAAUAUGCCCUGUUCCCUGCCCCGCACGCCAGGCCCUCGGCUCGGGGAGGACAUGGAGGCCUACGUGCUGCUACCCGCACCCCGAGAGCACAUGGUGCAGUGCCGCAUCGUCCGCAACAAGCAUGGCAUGGACAAGAGCAUGUUCCCCUCCUACUACCUCUACCUGGAGGCGGACGACGGAGUGGCUCAUUUCCUUCUGGCAGGGCGGAGAAGGAAAAGAAGCAAGACCUCAAAUUAUCUCAUCUCCCUGGACCCCAAAGACAUGUCUCGCAACGGGAACAACUUUGUAGGUAAAGUUAGAUCCAAUGUCUUGGGCACGAAAUAUACCAUCUUUGAUAACGGGGUGAAUCCUGAGUGGAACUACUGGAUUCCAGACAACACCCGGAUCAGAGAGGAGCUGGGAGUUGUAUGUUAUGAAACCAAUGUCUUGGGAUUCCGGGGGCCUCGCAAAAUGACCGUGACCCUUCCAGGAAUGGACAGCCAGAAGCAGAGGAUGAGAGUUCAGCCACAAAGUGAUCAGGAUUCGAUAUUGAGUCGCCUACAAAAGGGUGCUAGACACGGGCUGCUCCAACUGAAGAGUAAAGCCCCAUCUUGGAGCGAGGAGAGCGGCGGCUACGUGCUCAAUUUUCACGGUCGCGUCACUCGGGCUUCGGUCAAAAACUUCCAGAUUGUGCACCCCGAUGAACCGGACUGCCUGGUGCUCCAGUUCGGCCGCGUGGCCCCAAACGUAUUCACUAUGGAUUUCCGAUAUCCUCUUUGCCCUCUCCAAGCCUUCGCCAUCUGCUUAUCUAGUUUCGAUGGGAAACUGGCGUGUAAGUAA